Molecule: messenger RNA, 1972 nt
Organism: Rana temporaria (common frog)
Lineage: Eukaryota; Metazoa; Chordata; Amphibia; Anura; Ranidae
Gene: MGAT2
Product: alpha-1,6-mannosyl-glycoprotein 2-beta-N-acetylglucosaminyltransferase
Exons: 2
Coding region: 447-1751 (434 amino acids)
Biological process (GO): oligosaccharide biosynthetic process; protein N-linked glycosylation
Cellular component (GO): Golgi stack; Golgi membrane
Molecular function (GO): alpha-1,6-mannosylglycoprotein 2-beta-N-acetylglucosaminyltransferase activity
Source: RefSeq, a predicted model, not a curated record
GCCCGCAGCACAACGUCACGAGUGCUGUCAGCGAAUGGUAAAGGCGAGGGGGCGGAGCCGGGCAGGACGCUGGGUCAGUGAGCUCGGCGGGGGGGAGAGAAGGAGACUCAGACUGACAGAAGAGCGGCAGCCCGAGCUCCAGGUGAGGUGAGCGGGGAUCUGUGGUGAGUUUCUUGAGCAGCGUGUCCUUUACCAGCAGAUGUUGCAUGGAGUCUGUUUCCAGUCAGUGAUCUGCCUCAGUCAAUGUGUGCGAGGCUGGGAGGGAAAGAAGAUGCAUGCGAUCGCCCACUUGGAACUGCCGCUCUUGUCCUCAUCAGAUGGGAGGAUGAGUUAGCCAAAGACAUUUGCGCAUUUAAUGCUUCCAUCUGGGCUUUGAUUUGGAUCUCACAGGCAGGCCCUGUGUGCCAUUUCAGCUUCCCUCCGAUUUGCUGCGGAUUGUCUAUAACAUGAGGUGCCGAAUAUAUAAGAAGAAAGUCAUCCUCCUGGCCUUAGUGGUGGUAGCCUGCGGCCUGGCGCUGUGGAAUAGUGGUAGGCAAAAGAAAAAUGACUUUGUCCAAGACUUGGACAUAGAGAAAACAAAUGGAAGGGCACAUGUGUCCCCGGGGAAUAGGAAAAUGUCCAACGACUCGUCCCCUGAGAAGGUGCAGAAACCAGAGGUGGAUAACGUGACCCUGGUGUACAGAUCAGUCGUUUUUCAGCUGAAUUUUGACCAAACUAUUAAGAACUUGGAAAAAAUUGCCAACCGGCCACAGGAUGAUGUGGUCAUCGUAGUGCAAGUGCACAAUCGACCUGACUAUUUAAGAUAUCUCUUGCAGUCUUUACGGCAAGCCAAGGGCAUUGAGAACGUUCUGUUGAUUUUCAGCCACGAUUACUGGUCUGCAGAAUUGAAUCAGAUUGUGGCAAGUGUUGAUUUUUGUCAAGUGCUCCAAAUAUUUUUCCCAUUUAGCAUCCAGUUAUACCCCAAUGAAUUUCCAGGGCACGACCCGAAAGACUGCCCUAGGGACAUAGAAAAAAAAGACGCUAUUAAGCUUGGUUGUAUCAACGCCGAGUACCCAGAUUCCUUUGGGCAUUACCGCGAGGCUAAGUUCUCACAAACCAAGCACCACUGGUGGUGGAAGCUGCAUUUUGUUUGGGAAAAGGUAAAAGCCUUAAAAGAGCACAAGGGUCUAGUCCUUUUCAUCGAAGAGGACCACUACCUGUCUCCGGACUUCUACUACGUCCUUAAAAAGAUGUGGAGCAGGAAAAACGAGGAAUGCCCCGAGUGCGACGUGUUGACCAUUGGGACCUAUGCUCGUCUCCAGACCUUCACUGACAAAGCGGACAAAGUGGAGGUGAAAACAUGGAAGUCUACGGAACACAACAUGGGGAUGGCCAUAACCAGAGACGCCUAUCUAAAGCUCAUAGAGUGUACAGACACGUUUUGUUCUUACGAUGACUAUAACUGGGACUGGACCUUGCAGCAUUUGACAGUCAAUUGUCUUCCCAAGUUCUGGAAAGUUAUGGUUGCCGAAGUUCCUCGGAUAUAUCACAUCGGGAGUUGUGGAAUGCACCAUAAGAAAUCCUGCAAACCCACCACAGAAAGUGCCAAAAUCGAGGCCAUGUUUACAGGCAACCAACCUUACUUAUUUCCUGAGAACGUAGUGAUCAGCCGGAAAUACUCCAUGGGUGCUCUGUCCCCGUUGGUGAAAAACGGGGGAUGGGGAGACAUUAGAGACCACGAAUUGUGUAAGAGUUAUCGCAGGCUGCAGUGAUUUUUGGAACCUCAAAACUUUGAACAAUCGCAUUCUGUCUUUUGCGGAGCGUUCCAGAUGAAGGAGUUUACAAAGUUUACGCUCUCAUUUCAGUGACUUUAUUAUUAUUUUUAUUUUUCCCGGUUGUCUUAUAAUUGUCCAUUUCUAUCUGUGUGGAAUCUAAGAUGAAAUUAAUUACAGCACUUUUAUUUCAUACUAAUUAAAGUCAAAGAUGCAUCAUA